AUGACACCCAAAUUUACCACGGCAUCCUUCCACAUAACUAGGAAGCAGCGCCUGGUUGCCACGAUCGCCAUAUCUGCCGGCUUCUUCCUCGCUGAGCUAGUCAUCGGAUUCCGCACAAAGUCGCUAGCGCUCAUUGCAGAUGCUUUCCAUUACUUCUCGGAACGAAAGACCUCACCCAGGACAUUGACGUUCGGUUGGAAACGUGCUCAAACACUGGGCGCAUUCUUCAAUGGUGUAUUCCUUCUCGCUUUGGGCGUCAGCAUCCUGCUUCAAGCGGUCGAGCGAUUCAGCAACCUCACCCAUGUGGAAGAUCCCAUUCUGAUGCUGAUUAUGGGCUGUGUUGGACUUGGUCUCAAUGUCCUCGUUAUGAGCUUUCUUCACGGUCAGCAGAAUUACAAGUACAGAGAUGACUGUGCUCUGACAACCCUCAUAGAGAACCACCAUGGCCACGAUGAGUACGAGACCGAUCAGUGUGAAGGAGAAUCCAUCGAGGAGCCCGUUGCCCCCGGUUAUACAUCUCUAGGAAGCCAAACGGAUUCGGGCCCCGAGGAGGCUGAAAUUAAACAUCGACACGGUGGUCGUGAUCUCGGCAUGCUCGGUGUCAUGAUCCACGUCAUUGGAGAUGCCAUCAACAACGCCGGCGUCAUAGUAGCAGCUGUCGUCAUUUGGAAAGGAAACGGGGACGGCCGGUUCUAUGCGGACCCGGGAGUCAGUCUCUUCAUUGCCGUGACCAUCAUGGCAUCAGCAUGGCCCCUUUGCAAAAGGGCUGGCUACAUCUUGAUGGAAAGCGCGCCUUCCGAUGUUGACCUGGAUAAUGUUCGAUCCGAAAUAACCAAGAUCUCUGGUGUCGAGUCGGUUACAGAGCUUCUUGUUUGGAGGAUCGACCAGAAGACGACACUGGCGACGGCCCACAUUGUAGUCGCGGACGACAGUGUGAGCAGCUUCGACGCAAAGGUGACGGCUAUCGGCGCAGGUCUGCGAACUUAUGGGAUCCACUCCAUUGCUUUGCAACCUAUAUACCGGCCUCGCAAGGGUUCAGUAACUCCAGAUGCAGGAGAUCGUGAAUCCGCAAGUAAGGUCUCGGAGGGAGUGAAAUCCUCUUGA
Molecule: messenger RNA, 1104 nt
Organism: Colletotrichum spaethianum
Lineage: Eukaryota; Fungi; Ascomycota; Sordariomycetes; Glomerellales; Glomerellaceae
Product: zinc metalloprotease ZmpB
Exons: 5
Coding region: 1-1104 (367 amino acids)
Biological process (GO): zinc ion transmembrane transport; intracellular zinc ion homeostasis
Cellular component (GO): membrane
Molecular function (GO): zinc ion transmembrane transporter activity
Source: RefSeq, a predicted model, not a curated record